Messenger RNA from Aspergillus oryzae RIB40, 522 nucleotides. RefSeq names its product F1F0 ATP synthase subunit d. The transcript is spliced from 4 exons. Gene Ontology annotation, molecular function: proton transmembrane transporter activity. NCBI's taxonomy places the organism in Eukaryota, Fungi, Ascomycota, Eurotiomycetes, Eurotiales, Aspergillaceae. The coding region runs from base 1 to 522 and encodes 173 amino acids. The record is from RefSeq and is a predicted model, not a curated record. Gene Ontology annotation, biological process: proton motive force-driven ATP synthesis.
AUGGCCGCCCGCAGCGCCGCUCUUAAGAUUGACUGGGUCAAGGUGACCAGCUCUCUCGGCCUCCGCGGCCAGACCGCUGCCUCUCUCCAGGCUUUCAAGAAGAGGAACGACGAUGCCCGUCGCAAGGUUCAGCUUCUGUCCGAACAGCCCCAGACCAUCGACUUCGCCCACUACCGCAAGGUCCUGAAGAACCAGGCCAUUGUCGACGAGAUCGAGAACCAGUUCAAGACCUUCAAGCCCGCCACCUACGAUGUUUCCCGUCAGCUGAAGGCUAUCGAGGCUUUCGAGGCCCAGGCUGUUCAGAGCGCUGAGGAGACCAAGGGCAAGGUUGAGGCCGAGCUCCGCAGCCUUGAGAAGACCCUCGAGAACAUCGAGACCGCCCGGCCAUUCGAUGAGCUCACUGUGGAUGAGGUUGCCUCUGCCCAGCCCGAGAUUGAUGAGAAGACCGCCUCUAUGGUCAGCAAGGGCCGCUGGAUGCCGGCUGGUUACAAGGAGCGCUUCGGCGAUAUGUCUGUUGUCUAA